Messenger RNA from Amoebophrya sp. A120, 1734 nucleotides. The record is from the annotation of a GenBank genome assembly. NCBI's taxonomy places the organism in Eukaryota, Dinophyceae, Syndiniales, Amoebophryaceae.
AGUGCAAUUCUUCUCCACGACGAGAUCGCGAUCCCAGCAAGAGAAGUCAGUUCAGGAACCACGGUGUUCCUAUGUAUCACUACUCCUUUUGUGAAUCUCUAGUCGCACAAACAAACCCUCAUCGUGGCUCAGCAGCACAGCUAAGAUAACUACAUUCAUAGGAAGGUGUACUUAGCGAUAAGCUGAGGAGUAUCGACACCAUGUCGUCUUUUCGAGCUUCGUUUACUUUUGAAAAUGGAACCACAUAUGACGGUGAAUGGAAGGAUGGCAAAAUGCAUGGGAGAGGAACUUCCGUUUCUGCGGACGGCGGUAUGAAGUAUGAAGGCCAGUGGGAGUUCAACCUUCCGCACGGGGAAGGCAUUUUGACGGGCGUGGAGGAAUACCGUGGUCAGUUUCUCGUAGGGAAAAGGCACGGCGAAGCGGUUUGGAUCCGCGCGGGGGGCGACAGAUACUACGGCCAGGUUAAGAACGACAUGUAUCACGGUGAAGGAAUGGCGUACUGGCCGAACGGCGAACAGUACAACGGCCAGUGGAAAGAAGGCAAAAAAAAAGGCGAAGGAACUCUGAUCGAGGCCGACGGGGCGGAGUAUGAAGGCCAGUUUAUUGGCGAUGAAUUCCACGGGAUAGGGACCUACCUCUACAGAGACGGAACCCGACUCGAGGGCCAGUGGGAUUCGGGAGGUCUGCAUGGCGAGGGCAUCCACGUUACCCCAGACGGCUCGAAGUACAAAGGCCAGUGGGAGAACGGAUCCGAACACGGAGAAGGGAUGUUCACGCAUUCGAACGGCGCACAGUACCACGGUCAGUUCAAGGAGGGAAAGCGCCACGGCCACGGGGUGUACAAUAAUCCCGACGGAGAGAGGUACGAAGGCCAGUGGCAGGACGGCAGCGAGCACGGUGAGGGGGUCCAGACCCUUGCAGGCGGAGCAAAGUACGAAGGCCAAUUGCAGGACGGCAACGCGCACGGGGAGGGGGUCCAGACCUUUCCCGACGGAGAAAAGUACGAAGGCCAGUGGCGGGACGGCGCGAGACACGGCGACGGGGCCUGCACCUAUAAAAACGGAAUAAAGUACAAGUGCCAAUGGUCGGAGGACGAUAUAAACGGCGAGGGGGCUUGGACCUAUCCAGGCGAGACCACGUACCAGGGCCAGUGGAAGAAAAACAAGUGGCACGGCCAGGGGGCUUAUACCUGUGAGGACGGAAGCACGUACAGUGGGCAGUUCCAUGAGGCCCAGCUCAGCGGGGCGGGGUCGCUCGUCUUUGCCAACGGAGACAGGUACGAGGGCCAAUUUGAAGGCGGUCUAGAGCACGGCCAAGGGACGCGGUACUUCCACAAAACCGGAGACCAAUACGACGGCCAGUGGGAGCAGGGCAAGGGCCACGGCGCCGGAACAUACACGACAUCAUGCGGAACAAGGUACGCAGCUGAAUGGGAUCGCGGGGUGGAGCUGCCUGGCUCGCGCAAAGAGCUGCCGAGGGUGAACAAACGCGCGCAGCCGGUUGGCUCUGCUGAUGUCGAGAACGAUGGUUGCGACACUAAAAAAAGAUGAUCUGAGCCGCACUGGGUAGGGGUAGGGCUUUCACAGAGUUUUGGAUUUUUCAUCUCGGAUUCCACUCAUUUGCUGUCCCCACUUUCUGACUGUGACUCGAACUCGAUGAUGUCGACGUCAAUUGAUAUCCCAGCUACAGACGUACGGAAGUAGACCAUAACCAAAAGCAAAGAGAUCCGAACAC